AUGAGCGAGGAGCAACAACAACAGCAGGGGAAUAGUGAUAAUGUGGAGAUGGAUGGUGCCAGUCUGGAUCAGAUGGAUGUGGAAGAGGAAAUGGAUGAAUUUAACGAUAAUGAAGAUGCGCCAAUACUGUUAGCUGACGACGGUAAUAAAGGCGACAAGAGUGACAAGAAUGUUAAAAUAGACAAUGGGAGUGGCAAUCUUUUUGAUUUGCCCGAAUUCACGAGGAAAGAUAAGAGUCUGGAAGAGAUAUUGAAUCUCAUGGAAGAUAACCCUCCAAUUAUACCUGACGCAGUCAUUGACUACUACAUGAGGAAGAAUGGGUUUGAUUGUGCUGACGUAAGGGUGAAAAGGCUGCUGGCUCUAGCUACACAGAAGUUCAUCAGCGACAUUGCGAACGAUGCGUACGAAUAUUCAAGAAUAAGAUCCACUGUUGCUGUGAGCAACGCCAACAACGGACAAGCUAGGGCUCGACAGUUGAUGCUGGGACAACAACAGCCGGGGCAGCAACAGUUCUCACAACAGCAGCAGCAGCAAAAUGAGAAAAACAAUGCAAGCAAAGUCGUUCUGACCGUAAAUGAUCUAAGUAAUGCAGUGUCGGAAUAUGGCUUAAAUAUAGGGCGUCCAGAUUUCUAUCGUUAG
Kazachstania africana CBS 2517 is the source of this 639-nucleotide messenger RNA. It is a transcript of the gene TAF10, whose product is annotated as Taf10p. Gene Ontology annotation, biological process: transcription initiation at RNA polymerase II promoter. Gene Ontology annotation, cellular component: transcription factor TFIID complex; nucleus; SAGA complex. The record is from RefSeq and is a predicted model, not a curated record. The coding region runs from base 1 to 639 and encodes 212 amino acids. NCBI's taxonomy places the organism in Eukaryota, Fungi, Ascomycota, Saccharomycetes, Saccharomycetales, Saccharomycetaceae. The transcript has a single exon. Gene Ontology annotation, molecular function: RNA polymerase II general transcription initiation factor activity; promoter-specific chromatin binding.